Diachasma alloeum is the source of this 2003-nucleotide messenger RNA. RefSeq lists its product as uncharacterized. Bases 449 to 1834 code for a protein of 461 amino acids. The record is from RefSeq and is a predicted model, not a curated record. Lineage: Eukaryota; Metazoa; Arthropoda; Insecta; Hymenoptera; Braconidae. The transcript is spliced from 2 exons.
UAUUACCAAAAAUAACUAAACUAUACUCAAUACAGGAACAAUUACCCACUUGUUAUAAUUUACGAAUGUGGCUAUCACUCCUAUCUCUGGUUCAAUAGAAAAGUCAUAUUCUCCACUCAAAUGUCCCGCGUUUCGAGUAAAGACAAGGCGAGUUCCCACAGUUCCCUGUCGCACAGACCUUCCCAGAAACAUCAACAAGCGAAUGAAAACGUCUGCGAUGUUAACUUCCAGUGUUUAUCCCCGAAGUAUACAGACAAAUACUUCAUAAAAACAAAAGAGUCCUCGACAAUUCCAUCAAACUCCCUGAAUUUCUCAAAACAGCAGGAACAUUCCUAUUCAAUAAUCUCCGCGACGAGAGUUGAGCAACACCGUGACUUCCUCACCAAACGUUCCUGACGCCAUAAAAAUAUUCCCAAAAAAUCAAGUUAGGACCCAUGAGCCCAUAAAAAUGGAAACAGAUCAGCCAUCAGACCCCACUCUCUGCCGGUUGGCAGCGAUCGCAAUUUCCAAACACCUGUGGAAGUACUCACACUUGGGAAAGCACCUGGAGUCCUAUCUCGACGAUGAUAACUGGGAAGAGCACUUGCCCCUCGCUGUAUCGAUAGCAAUGGACGAUUUCGAAGUCCCUGAGCCAGCGAAAGAAGAACUGCAGUUCGCAGUGGGAUCAAUGGGGUACAACAUAUGCCUUUUUUUACUGGAAAUAGUUAAGUCGUACAUGUGUCUGGCCCCAGAGGACUCCCUGUUGAAAUGCGAGCUCAUCGAUUGCAUGAACCACGUCUCCUGGACGACUGAGGGAUCCCUGGAUAGAGCUGAGACAAUGAGAUCAUUGUAUUUCGCGGGAGUUCUUCGAGAGAAUUUUGCCACUCGGGAGGAGCUCUGCGACUACUGUCUCGAGGACUGCAUCACUGAUCUCUGGCCCAAGGUGGAGGAUCUCACUCAGUACGGAGAGUGGAGCCUUCGACGAGGUACUGCCUGUCGCUCUGAGUUCACUGUGAUUCUUGCAGCUUACUGGACUGCUCGUAUGAGAGACGACGUGGAAAAUGCGAUUGACGUUGUCUUUCGAGAACUACCCGAUCAAUUUUACGAUGAAGCCUUUUCCCUUGAGGAGAAUAUGGUCAUCAAUGCGUUCCUACGUGAGCAGUACUGGGCGGUCAAGUAUUUCUGGGGCUUGUUGAAUGAGCAGGAAAGAGUGAGAACAAUCACCAAGAUCUGUGAGAAUAUAGUCUCUGAUGAUCCUAAUGCGCAGGGGUAUAAGGACUUGUUCUUUAGAGAGAGGAGAAUAAAGGGUGAUUUACUCGUGUUUUUCCUGCAACAGUUGUCUCGCUAUGGGUUUGAUGAUGUCAGGGCUAAAAUAUUGGGCUCUGCGUUUGUGCUGCUGCAGCUGCUGGAGUGGCCUUAUGAUAAUUCAUUCAUGAAGACGCUCAGGGAAUCCUGGAUUCAUCACGACUCCAUCGAUUAUGGCCCCAUUGUUGAACGUAUUUUUCUAAAUGUGUGCAACUGUAAAGAAUAUCAGUUCGUUGAACAUGAUGUCAAGUAUCACAGGAUUUUCUGCAGGCUUUGGGAGAUUAAUCCCCAGAAUUUGAAGAGUUCGAUUGAUUAUAAGGAGAGUCUGAGUAAUUUGUGGGAAUCGGGAAAUGUCGCGUUGUUGAAUCUCAUGUUGAGGGAUAGAGAGUUGAAGGACAGGAGGGGGGAAUUCUUGAAGGAACUAGCGACGGUUUACGGUUAUAGUCGACCGCGUAAAUCUUUUUUCAUCAAAUUUCUCGGGGUUGUUUUUGAUUCUGCAGAAGAACGAACGCAGUUCUGCCGGCAAAUUGCCGCGGUCGAGAGGCAAUAGAACGAAGGCAUACACGUGUGAAAAAAUUCAAUAGAAAGCCUAGGGAAUCCGCUAGGAAAUUGUAUUGGAAUUCUAUUGGAAUUCUAUAGGACUUAUAGUGAAAAUUCCAUUGGUUUUUUAUGCUGAUUCUAUUGGAUAGUCGAUAAGGAAAAGUCAAUAGAUUUCGAAU